AUGUCUAAGGGAAUAUGUAAACAAAGCAAAACAUCGUCAUUAUCAUCAUCAUCAAAACAACAUAUACAAAUGUCAUCAUCAUCAUCAUCAUCAUCAUCAUCAUCAUCAUCAUCAUCAUCAUCAUCAUCAUCAUCAUCAUCAUCAUCAUCAUCAUCAUCAUCAUUUUGGAUAGGUGUCGGCAAAAUGAGGUCCAGGAAGCACAGAUUUGUUUGUCUGACAAUGUUCCUAUCAGUGUUAGCAUUGAUGGAAACAAAUGCUUCUACAACCACUGAUUCUAAAACUGAAUCUACUACUACUGAUUCAACAACUGAUUCAGUGACAACUGAUUCAACAACUGAUUCUACCACAACUGAUUCUAUAACCACUGAUUCUACACCAACUGAUUCUACACCAACUGAUUCUACCACACCUGAUUCUAUACCAACUGAUUCUACCACCACUGAUAGUACAACAACUGGUUCUACACCAACUGAUUCUACACCAACUGAUUCUACAACACCUGAUUCUACACCAACUGAUUCUACAAACACUGAUUCUACACCAACUGAUUCUACAAACACUGAUUCUACAAACACUGAUUCUACAACCACUGAUUCUACAACCACUGAUUCUACACCAACUGUUUCUACAACCACUGAUUCUACAAACACUGAUUCUACACCAACUGAUUCUACAACCAUUGAUUCUACAACCACUGAUUCUACACCAACUGAUUCUACCACAUCUGAUUCUAUACCAACUGAUUCUACAACCACUGAUUAUACACCAACUGGUUCUUCACCAACUGUUUCUACAAUCACUGAUUCUACAACUACUGAUGCUACAACCACUGAUUCUACAACUACUGAUUCUAAACCAACUGAUUCUACAACCACUGAUUCUGCACCAACUGAUUCUACACCAACUGAUUCUACCAAACCUGAUUCUACCACACCUGAUUCUACAACCACUGAUUCUAUACCAACUGAUUCUACACCAACAUAUUCUACACCAACUGAUUCUACACCAACAGAUUCUACAACCAUUGAUUCUACCACAACUGAUUCUACACCAACUGAUUCUACAACCACUGAUUCUACAAACACCGAUUCUACACCAACUGAUUCUACACCAACUGAUUCUACCAAACCUGAUUCUACCACACCUGAUUCUACAACCACUGAUUCUAUACCAACUGAUUCUACACCAACAUAUUCUACACCAACUGAUUCUACACCAACAUAUUCUACAACCACUGAUUCUACCAAACCUGAUUCUACACCAACUGAUUCUACACCAACUGAUUCUACACCAACUGAUUCUACAACAACUGAUUCUACAAACACUGAUUCUGCACCAACUGAUUCUACACCAACUGAUUCUACCACACCUGAUUCUACACCAACUGAUUCUACAACCACUGACUUUGAUUCUACACCAACUGAUUCUACAACCACUGAUUCUACCACACCUGAUUCUACCACACCUGAUUCUGCACCAACUGAUUCUACAACCACUGAUUCUACACCAAUUAAUUCUACACCAACUGAUUCUACACCAAUUGAUUCUACAACCACUGAUUCUACCAAAGCUGAUUCUAAACCAACUGAUUCUACAAUCAUUGAUUCUACAAACACUGAUUCUACACCAACUGAUUCUGUACCAACUGAUUCUACAACCACUGAUUCUGCACCGACUGAUUCUACCACACCUGAUUCUACCACACCUGAUUCUACAACCACUGAUUCUACCACACCUGAUUCUACAUCAACUGAUUCUACAACCACUGAUUCUAUAGCAACUGAUUCUACACCAACUGAUUCUACAUCAACUGAUUCUACACCAACUUAUUCUACAACCAUUGAUUCUACCACAACUGAUUCUACACCUACUGAUUCUACAACCACUGAUUCUACAAACACCGAUUCUAAACCAAAUGAUUCUACCACACCUGAUUCUACACCAACUGAUUCUACACCAACUGAUUCUAAAACAACUGAUUCUUCAAACACUGAUUCUACACCAACUGAUUCUACAACAACUGAUUCUACACCAUCUGAUUCUACAACAACUGAUUCUACAAACACUGAUUCUACACCAACUGAUUCUACCACACCUGAUUCCACCACACCUGAUUCUACACCAACUGAUUCUACACCAACUGAUUCUACACCAACUGAUUUUACACCAACUGAUUCUACCACACUUGAUUUUGUACCAACUGAUUCUACAACCAAGGAUUCUAUACCAACUGAUUCUACACCAACAUAUUCUACACCAACUGAUUCUACACCAACAGAUUCUACAUUAACUGAUUUUACAACCACUGAUUCUACCACAGCUGAUUCUACACUAACUUAUUCUACACCAACUGAUUUUACACCAACUGAUUCUACCACACCUGAUUUUGCACCAACUGAUUCUACAACCACUUAUUCUACACCAACUGAUUCUAAAACCACUGAUUCUACAACCACUGAUUCUACAACCACUGAUUCUACACAAACUGAUUCUACCACACCUGAUUCUACACCAACUGAUUCUAACACACUUGAUUUUGAACCAACUGAUUCUACAACCACUGAUUCUAAACCAACUAAUUCUACACCAACUGUUUCUACAACAACUGAUUCUACACCAACAGAUUCUACACCAACUGAUUCUACAACCACUGAUUCUACAAACUCUGAUUCUACAACCACUGAUUCUGCACCAACUGAUUCUACACCAACUGAUUCUACAACAACUGAUUCUACAACCACUGAAUCCACACCUACUGAUUCUACACCAACUGAUUCCAAAACGACUGAUUCUACAACUACUGAUUCUACACCAACUGGUUCUACAACCACUGAUUCUACAACUACUGAUUCUACUACACCUGAUUCUACAACCACUGAUUCUGCACCAACUGAUUCUACAACAACUGAUUCUACCACACCUGAUUCUACACAAACUGAUUCUACCACACUUGAUUCUGCAACCACUGAUUCUACACCAACUGAUUCUACACCAACUGAUUCUACAACCACUGAUUCUAUAACCACUGAUUCUACAACCACUGAUUCUACAACCACUGAUUCUUCACAAACUAAUUCUACCACACCUGAUUCUACACCAACUGAUUCUACCACACCUGAUUUUGAACCAACUGAUUCUACAACCACUGAUUCUACACCAACUGAUUCUACAUCAACUGAUUCUACAACCACUGAUUCUACAACCACUGAUUCUACAAACACUGAUUCUGCACCAACUGAUUCUACACCAACUGAUUCUAACACACUUGAUUUUGAACCAACUGAUUCUACAACCACUGAUUCUACAACCACUGAAUCUAAACCAACUGAUUCUACAACCACUGAUUCUACACAAACUGAUUCUACCACACCUGAUUCUACAACCACUGAUUCUGCACCAACUGAUUCUACACCAACUGAUUGUACAACAACUGAUUCUACAACCACUGAAUCUAAACCAACUGAUUCUACAACCACUGAUUCUACCACACCUGAUUCUACACCAACUGAUUCUACAACAACUGAUUCUACACCAUCUGAUUCUACAACAACUGAUUCUACACCAUCUGAUUCUACAACAACUGAUUCUACAACCACUGAAUCCACACCUACUGAUUCUACACCAACUGAUUCCACAACGACUGAUUCUACAAUUACUGAUUCUACACCAACUGGUUCUACAACCACUGAUUCUACAACUACUGAUUCUACCACACCUGAUUCUACACCAACUGAUUCUACAACCACUGAUUCUACACCAACUGAUUCUACACCAACUAAUUCUACCACACCUGAUUCUACAACCACUGAUUCUGCACCAACUGAUUCUACAACAACUGAUUCUACCACACCUGAUUCUGCAACCACUGAUUCUACACCAACUGAUUCUACACCAACUGAUUCUACACCAACUGAUUCUACAGCAACUGAUUCUACACAAACUGAUUCUACAACCACUGAUUCUACAAACACUGAUUCUACAACUACUGAUUCUACAACCAAUGAUUCUACCACAACUGAUUCUAGAACCACUGAUGCUUCCACAUCUGAUUCUACAUCAACUGAUGCUACCACAUCUGUCUCUAAACCAACUGAUUCUACAAUCACUGAUUCUACACCAACUGAUUCUACACCAACUAAUUCUACCACACCUGAUUUUACACCACCUGAUUCUACACCAACUGAUUCUACACCAUCUGAUUCUACACCAACUGUUUCUACACCAACUGAUUAUACAAGCACUGAUUCUACCACAACUGAUUCUACACCAACUGAUUCUACAACCACUGAUUCUACAACCACUGAUUCUACACCAACUCAUUAUACACCAACUGUUUCUACAACUGAUUCUACACCAACUGAUUCUGCACCAACUGAUUCUACAACCACUGUUUCUACAACCACUGAUUCUACACCAACGGAUUCUACAACAACUGAUUCUGCAACCACUGAAUCCACACUUACUGAUUCUACACCAACUGAUACCACAACAACUGAUUCUACACCAACUGGUUCUACAACCACUGAUUCUACAACCACUGAUUCUACAACUAUUUAUUCUACCACACCUGAUUCUGCACCAACUGAUUCUACACCAACUGAUUCUACAACCACUGAUUCUACACCAACGGGUGCUAUAACUACUGAUUCUACCACACCUGAUUCUACACCAACUGGUUCUACACCAACUGAUUCUACAACCACUGAUUCUACCCCAACGGAUUUUACAACUACUGAUUUUACACCAACCGAUUCUACAACCACUGGUUCUACAACAACUGAUUCUACAACCACUGAUUCUACAACACCUGAUUCUACACCAACUGAUUCUACCACACCUGAUUCUACAACCACUGAUUCUGCACCAACUGAUUCUACACCAACUGAUUCUACACCAACUGAUUCUACAUCAACUGAUUCUACCCCAACUGAUUCUACACCAACUGAUUCUACAACCACUGAUUCUACAACAACCGAUUCUACAACCACUGGUUCUACAACCACUGUUUCUUCAACUACUGGUUCUACACCAACUGAUUCUACAAACACUGAUUCUACAACCACUGAUUCUACACCAACUGAUUCUACACCAACUAAUUCUACCACACCUGAUUCUACAACCACUGAUUCUGCACCAACUGAUUCUACACUAACUGAUUCUACCACACCUGAUACACCAACUGAUACUACCACACAUGAUUCUACCACACCUGAUUCUACACCAACUGAUUCUACAACCACUGAUUCUACAACAACUGAUUUCACCACAACUGAUUCUACAACCACUGAUUUAACCACAACCACUGAAUAUCCAGGGUGUGCUAUAUACAACUCCUCCAACAUGGCUCAGUCUCCUUCAGAAUUAAAAGAAAACGAAAUUGCCAGUUUCAGUUGCGAAUUUUAUACAAAUAGCAAAUGUCAAAACGAAACCAUAACAUGGAAACUUAAAAGAAGGACCUUAGAAAAUGAUUCCUCAAACGAGAUCAUGCAUUCGGAACAAAACGGUUAUCUCACGUCAAAUCUAACAAUACAAAGUCUACAAAAAUCAGAAACAGGAAAUUUGACAUGCGAAAUCAAUGGCAAAUUAGCAUGGACGCUCCUCAACAUCACAGUAGAACUACCAGUGAUAACUAUAUCACCACUCGAUUUGUACAUCUCAGAGGACGAUCUCGGGUCUGUUGUUGAUUACGCUGUUGACCAGAUCACUGUUGUCACCUCCGGUGAAUCUGGUCCAAACCUGACUUCUGGCGAACUCAAACAAACGAGUAAAAUAUUGAAAAGAAUUUCUGAGCUUUUCACUAAUAGCAAUGCUGAUGUAACGGAAAACACCGCAGAGAAUUUUUUCGGUGUCCUGGAUCAAAUUCUAUCCACAAAUAACAGCGGCACGUGGCAAGAAGUUGAAACUGAUGAAAGAAAAGGUCAAACCGGUGUCACUGAGCUUAUGAGGACCGUUGAAAAUUUCGGAGAAGUUGUAGCCAACACUUUAAACGACAAUACUGCUUAUUUCAGAUUUGAUAAAAUGAAAAAUAUUGUUAUUGAAAUUGGGAGAGCGGAGGAAAACGCAAUAAAUUUUACAGCUAAUGGUUCCUCCAGUGAGGAAGGGCAACUACACAUUGAACUAAAUGAUUUUAAUACAACAAACCUAACAUUCACAGCGGCAGUGUAUAGAACUAUAGCAGACGCUCUACCUGAGAGUGGAGGCAAUGUCUCGGAGGUUCUGUCACUAUCUCUUAAUGGACAAAAAAACAUUACGCUAACAAACCCUGUGGAAUUGACGUUUAACACAAAUGAGAACGGAUCUUUUGAAUGUGUGUACUGGGACUUCGAAAACUCCAGCCUGCUGAUGCGUAUGUUCUCCGAAUAA
Messenger RNA from Mizuhopecten yessoensis (Yesso scallop), 6363 nucleotides. Its product is annotated as mucin-2-like. The record is from RefSeq and is a predicted model, not a curated record. NCBI's taxonomy places the organism in Eukaryota, Metazoa, Mollusca, Bivalvia, Pectinida, Pectinidae. Bases 1 to 6363 code for a protein of 2120 amino acids. The transcript is spliced from 13 exons.